Molecule: messenger RNA, 660 nt
Organism: Parascedosporium putredinis
Lineage: Eukaryota; Fungi; Ascomycota; Sordariomycetes; Microascales; Microascaceae
Source: the annotation of a GenBank genome assembly
AUGUCGCAAGAUGGCAACCUACGGGCCUCUUUCAUGGCCUGCGAGGAGCUCUCCGCCUAUUGCCCAGUCGAGGCCACCGUCCUAGGCUACGCUCCGAAUAUGGGCGCCAGCAUUUUCUUCGCCAUCGCCUUUGGCCUCGCCGCCGUCGCCACCAUCGGAAUCGGCAUCUGGAAGCGGACGUGGACCUUUACCGCCGCGGUCGGCCUCGGUGCUGUUCUUGAAACCAUGGGCUACGCUGGGCGUGCCAUAUUGAGCAAAAACCCGUGGGACAAAGAUGCCUUCCAAAUGCAAAUAUGCGUCAUUAUCCUUGGCCCCACCGUCAUCUGCGCCGGCAUCUAUCUCAUCAUCAAGCACAUCGCCCUCAAUGUCGACCAGCCAUCGGCGGCUCCUGGCGGCUGCCGCCGGAAGCACCAAUCGCAAGCUGCUCGACGGAGGCAACCGUGCCAUUAUCGCGGAAUCUGCCUCCAAGUCGUCGUCCUCUCACUCUUUGGGCUCGUGUCCGGCGAGUACAUCUUCCGCGUCCACCGCAAGGUCAAGUCCUUGGGCCGGGAAGAGGCCGAGAGCCAGGGUAUGGGCUUGUGUAUCGCGGAGAUGGCUGGUGGAUGGGGUAACCACAUUAUGCAAGACGAAAUCUCCUUUGUCAUACUUGACUCUUGGUGA